Molecule: messenger RNA, 3803 nt
Organism: Amphiprion ocellaris (clown anemonefish)
Lineage: Eukaryota; Metazoa; Chordata; Actinopteri; Pomacentridae
Gene: ikbke
Product: inhibitor of nuclear factor kappa B kinase subunit epsilon
Exons: 21
Coding region: 185-2350 (721 amino acids)
Biological process (GO): peptidyl-serine phosphorylation
Cellular component (GO): cytoplasm
Molecular function (GO): protein serine/threonine kinase activity; ATP binding
Source: RefSeq, a predicted model, not a curated record
ACAAGCUCCGUCAUCACCCAGAGUCCGCCCCGUGUCAAACCCACACUUCCUACAUCCAACACCGCAGUGAGAAGAAGCUGCUGCCGCUCGGAAAUCUUUGUUUGGACCCACUUCAGGGAGAAACUCAGGAAUUUAGUUAUCUUGUAAGAGUCUGAGCUGUUUCAGAAAGCAGACAUUCCUCAGUAUGUCAGGACUGACAGCCAGCACAACCAACUACCUGUGGUCCAUGCAGGAUGUCCUUGGUCAGGGGGCUACUGCCAGCGUCUACAAGGCGAGAAAUAAGAGAUCGGGGGAACUGGUAGCCGUCAAAGUGUUCAACAUGGUGAGCUACAACCGCCCCCAUGAGGUCCAGAUGAGAGAGUUUGAGAUGCUAAGAAAGCUCAACCACAGCAAUAUAGUUAGACUGUUCACUGUGGAGGAGCUGCCCUCUAAACAGAAGGUGCUGGUGAUGGAGUAUUGUUCAGGAGGAAGCUUGCUCAGCCUGCUUGAGGAGCCAGAAAACGCCUUUGGUCUGCCUGAAACAGAGUUCCUCACUGUAUUACAGUGUGUAGUGCAAGGUAUGAACCACUUGCGAGAAAAUGGUGUGGUACACCGAGACAUUAAGCCAGGGAACAUAAUGCGGCAGGUCGGGGAGGACGGCAAGUCUGUUUACAAGCUGACAGACUUUGGAGCAGCAAGAGAGCUGGAAGAUGAUGAAAAAUUUGUGUCCAUUUACGGAACUGAAGAGUAUCUGCAUCCAGACAUGUAUGAACGUGCCGUGCUGCGUAAACCUCAUCAGAAAUCCUAUGGAGUGAGUGUUGACCUGUGGAGUAUCGGUGUGACCUUAUAUCAUGCCGCCACUGGGAGUCUUCCCUUCACACCGUACGAAGGACCCCGCAGAAACAAACCCACCAUGUACAAAAUAACUACAGGGAAACCUAUAGGAGCAAUAGCUGGCAUACAGCGGGUGGAAGGUGGACCUAUAGAGUGGAGCUACCACCUACCUCACAGCUGUCAGCUGUCACAGGGUCUGAAGGUGCAGCUGGUUCCAGUACUAGCAGGUAUACUGGAGGCCGACCAGGAGAGAUGCUGGGGUUUUGACCAGUUCUUCACAGCCACCACAGAUAUAUUACAGCGACAGGCAGUUCAUCUCUUCUCUCUGCAGCAGGCUGUAGCACACUGUAUCUACAUUCAUCACUAUAACACAGUAUCAGCCUUCUUUGAGGAGGUGGCAUCUCAGACUGGUAUCGGGGUUCAGCAGCAACACCUGAUGUAUCUGGGUCAUUACCUGCCCCUGGAGGGGAACAUGAAAGUGGUCAACCUUCCACAUACUUCACCUUCUCGGCCCCUCAUUCUGCUCAGCUAUGCACCUGGAGCAAACACCAGCCUGCCCUUCAAAGAACCGGAGACUCCAGUCAUUCCUUCCAGGUUUGAUGUCAUGGCAGACUACAGUUUCUCCAAGGUAAUAGUAGGAGUGAUCCACCAGUACCUGAGGAUAGUACAGCUGCUCCACACGCACCGAGAGCUGCUGCUGCAGGGAUACUACAGCUACAUGAUGAAAAUGCGCAAUGAAUGCGGAGAAGCCAUGCACAGUAUUGCGAUGAUUACCCUUAGAUUGCAGUCCUGUCUCAGCACGGAUCACAGAUUUCAAACACUAAGCCCUUACACUUCUGAAAGUCAAGGCUUAGCAGAUCACAGUCAAAAGCUACAGCAGGUCCAUAAACAUCUACCGAUAUACACAACAGGUAUCCAAGAGUUUCAGAACCAACUGGACCACCUGCAGAUAGAACAGGCCAAGCUGGCCGAGACUCUGGCCAAUGACAAGAGCUGCCAGAAGAUGGAGAUGCUGCUACAGAAGAUCAUGGCAAUUCAUCAGCAGUAUCGUAAAGACAGACUGACUGGCAAGCUUGCAUAUAAUGACGAGCAAAUCCACAAGUUUGAGAAAAUCCACCUGUCAUCCCACAUUAAGCGAGUGAAAUCUCUCUUCAGAGAGGACUACGUGCACAGAUACAAAGAGCUUUUAGCGUCAACCAGGACGUGGAGCAGUGUUAUGCUGGAAAUGCAGACUCGACUACAGGACUUCAGUUCUUUCUCCACAGGCUUGUUGGCAGACUUGGAGAUGAGUGAGCAGCGUCAGAAUAAGGCGAUGGACAGAAUCCUUUUCAAUCUGCAGUCCAAGAGGGAAGGACAGCAGCCUGGAAUCACACCCAGAGACAAGGACCAGAUGGUCUCCAGGAUGCACCAUUUGAAGGAGGAAAUGGAGAUCUUGGUGAGGGAGCUGCAGUGUAACAACAGCAUUAUUGAGAGUCUGGGAGCAGUGAACCCUUCAGCAGCUCUGGAGCCGAGUCUGACCCGACCGUCUACACUGUGACAAAAAAUGCAGCAUCUGUGCAUCCUAAACUCACAAAUUCACAUGCAUUCUCUCUGACAAUCGCCUCAUUUGAACAGCCAUUAACGAAUAGUUUAGUGGAUGUUUUUCUCAAGGACUGCUAUAUGAAGAGGAAGCAGCUGAAGACAAUCGAUAAAAUGUGAAACUCAGUUUAGAGAUAAGAUGCACAGAAAGACAAAGGAGGAAAGGCCACUGCGGAGACUGAGUACAGCAGUUCAAUACAAACCUCAUUAAUGCCUUUAGUGUUAUUGUAUUUUUAAUAGGCUGCCAUUGUGAUAGACUGUCAGGAUAAAGCAAAAUGAAUGCUAUUUUUGUGGUUGUUUGUUAUUGACCCAACAGAAAAAGCAGAUUGUGGAAACCUUUAAUGGUAAAUUUAACCUGACUCAAUCUUUAAGUGCAUUUAUAUUUGUAUUUGUAUCCUGGUUGUGAGUCUUAUCCUUAUUUUGAUCAUGUUUGAGAUAAAAUGUAUACAAUGGAGCACCAGUAAUCUACUUAUUCAUAUCCCUGUCAGUGUGAUUAUAGCAGUAUCAAGGCUUGUGAUUAUAUGUGUGCAUCCAGUUUCCCACCAUCUCAGCGACAAUAGUUUGUUUAGAAGACUGAGUAACUCCAGGUUCAUCCAGGUUUCUUGAAAUCAAUAUAUGAUUUUAUCCAGGUUUGAUAAAACUGAAACAGGGUAAACCAAAACUUGAUUUUCAUCAGGAUACAUGUAUGUAUGUAAGCUCUCAUGUAGACAAAAGUCUGUGUGUGUGUGUGUGUGUGUGUUGUCAUAUAGUCUGAAAUGACUGUAUAGUAUAUCAUUGUAAAUUCAGUGAUUGAUGGCAUCAUUGACUAACAGAAUCUCUAGACAAACUGCACUGUCAUUUGUGGUUUUAAAGUUUGUCUCUGUUCCUGUUGAUGUUUUACUGGAAUAAUAAGUUAUUUCUCUGUAUUUUAUCACGGGAUUCAUCGUGAAAAAGAAGAAACACAAUCAGGGAAACUCAGCACCCACCACAGAGUCCCCUUUUCUUUACAGAGCUGCAUGUGGCUAACACAGUGACUGUAUAGCAAAAAGACAUUAUGAAAUGACAUUAACACGUGUGGGCCACCCUGUGGGGAAAUCCCAGACCUUAUUAUUUGUUGUUUAUGAAAGGGCAAUGCAUGAGGUGAAAGAAUUUUUUUAAAUGUACUUCUUUUCUUAUUGUGUUUAUUGCCACAUUUUUAGUCUUUCACUCUUGUGAAAUAAUGUGACCCAAGUCUAUUUUCAGGCAGUAAACUGAAAGUAAAAAUCAUUUCAUGUCCUGUCUUGUCAGUUGGCAGUGGUGAAGAAACAACACACUCUGGAAAUUCUGUAAGGUCAUGAAUGACUGUGUGACAGUAGUGCUCAAAAAACUGAACACAAAAACAACAGUUGUGACUCUCACAAGUCAACUGUAAUAAACUGAAAGUUUUCUACUCA